Molecule: messenger RNA, 1419 nt
Organism: Chlamydomonas reinhardtii
Lineage: Eukaryota; Viridiplantae; Chlorophyta; Chlorophyceae; Chlamydomonadales; Chlamydomonadaceae
Exons: 2
Coding region: 70-234 (54 amino acids)
Source: RefSeq, a predicted model, not a curated record
CGUUUGACACCAUCCUGGCAGAAAGCAAAGGGAUUUCAGGGGUAGUAAAGUGCUUGCUAGUGAAUGCGAAUGCAAGACGUAGUACGGCGCGGCACGGCACGGUACGGCACGAACCGCGACGUCUCCGCCGCCAACGUGAUCCGUGUGCUCCUCCUGCUGAAGCUGAUGGGCUUCGAGCGGCCGACCAAGCUGCAGCGGCCGCCAUGGCCGCCGGCGGCGGCGGGGCCGGGCUGAGAGCCUGAACGGCGCUAGCAGGGCGUGGGGCUGAGGGUGCACGUGUUGAUUGGCGGCGAGUGACGUGACUAGUUUGUUAGCUGCAGGUUAGCACGGACUGUGCACCCCACCCAACCGGCCACGUCCGGAUUUGCGGGGAUGCCAAAGGCCCCCAACAUAGAGGCGUGUGCUUAGUAGGCGCCCGCGUCAAGGUGGCUGGGUUGAUAACGACCCGGGAUCAGCCCUUUUCCUGCCAUAAGGCAGCCACCUCCUUGUUGGUUUGAGCAUGUGUUGAUUGGCGGCGAGUGACGUGACUAGUUUGUUAGCUGCGGGUUAGCACGGACUGUGCACCCCACCCAACCGGCCACGUCCGGAUUUGCGGGGAUGCCAAAGGCCCCCAACAUAGAGGCGUGUGCAAUUUGCGUGUGCUUAGUAGGCGCCCGCGUCAAGGUGGCUGGGUUGAUAACGACCCGGGAGGGCAGGGCUCAGCCCUUUUCCUGCCUCCCUAAGGCAGCCACCUCCUUGUUGGUUAGAGCAUCAGAGGAAAAGCGCCCACCCCACACGGAUUGGCAUGGGUGUGCGCUAGAUGGACAGCGCAAGAGCAAUGACAACGUGACCAGACAUGAGUCCAUGACUGCGAUGGAAGACGAUGCGUGCAAUUGAACAGAUGCGUAAUUGGCAGUUGUAUGCGUGGGGGAACCGGUCUCUGACUUAAUGACGAGUGUGGUGGAAACGAAUGCGUACGUAGACCAGAGCGGACGGCGGACUUACGGUUAUCUUGACAGUGCGAACAGUGUGCGUGCGCAGUAUAGGUCAUGUUACUUUGAUAGGUAACUUCGUGGACUCGUAGCGAGACGUGUUUUGCUAUUGCUUGAUGAGUUAAUGGGCUGCAGGUUAGUUACUCGUGUGCGAAGAGUGGUGAGCAGGACGGUAGCUUACUCGAGUAGGGAUGUGUUUGCUAGUUGUCUGCCCGCGUGGGAGUGUUGAUGUUCGGGGUAUCCGGUCAGCCAACAGGGCAAACACCAUGCAGUGACACGGCCAUACGCCGGAGUACUUAUGCGCACAGCGUGCGCAUACACCUUGCUCUUGCUAUAGUAUAGUGAUAAGCCCUGUACAUGUGUAAGGUGACGACUCUCGUAUACAGUAACCUGAAGCCGUAACUAGCAACAACGUGCGUGAGACACGAUAAUCGAGACACUAGUUUGA